GUGGUCCGGGCUCCACCCCACGUGUCUGCGUGCGGCAGAGUCAACAUGCAGCAGACUUCAGCUGGAGUUAGCGUGAGUUAGGUUCCCCUGUGUGUGCCCGGUUCUGGACCGUCCAUUCACGGAUGAGGUAGCUGGCGCUGUUCAGCGAAGUGUGCGGCCGCCCGCAGCACAGGGACAGGAGCCUGUACUGAGAUCCCUGUGUGCUUUGGUUCCCAGGUUGGAUCUCUGGAUCUCUGGGAUCGACUGCUCUCAUCUGUCGCUUCCUCGCUUUGCUUGUGUCAACAUGGCGAGCGGAGAUGAUGAUGACCCCAUCAUAGAGGAGAUUGAUGUGUAUCUUGCUAAAAGCCUCGCAGACAAGCUGUAUCUUUUCCAGUAUCCUGUCAGACCUUCCACUAUGACCUAUGAUGAUGUUGACCACCUGGCAGCUAAGAUCAAGCCCAAACAGCAAAGGGUGGAGUUGGAGAUGGCCAUCAACGCAAUGAGUCCCAACUACUGUCGCAGCAAAGGAGAGCAGAUUGCUCUGAAUGUGGACGGCACGGGUUAUGAUGAAACCAACACCUACUCAGCGAAACUGAUGGACAAGCAGACCUUCUCCUCCAUCCAGGCAACCACCAACACCUCCAGAUACGCUGCUGCUGUGUUUCGCAAAGGUGAACUUCACAUUACACCUCUGACGGGAAUUCUCCAGCUGAGGCCCAGCUUCUCCUACUUGGACAAGGCUGACAGCAAAACCAGAGAAAGGGAGGCGGCCAAUGAGGGUGGAGACUCCUCCCAAGAUGAAGCUGAGGAGGAGGCCAAGGCCAUCACGGUGAGGUUUGCUCGUCCUGAGUCAGAGCAGGCUCGACAGAGAAGGAUCCAGUCCUAUGAAUUCCUCCAGAAGAAGCAGGCGGAGGAGCCGUGGGUUCACCUUCACUACCAUGGGGUUAAGGACAGUCGCUCAGAGCAUGAACGGCAGUACCUGUUCUGUCAGUCAGCUGACGCCUCGGAGAACUCUGAACUGGUCAAAACCCCUAAGGAGUACCUGUCGAUGCUGAUGCCUCCUCUCGCAGAGGAAAAAGUUGUGAAGCCUGUGGGUCCAAGUAAUGUGCUGUCCAUGGCUCAGCUCCGCACCCUGCCCCUUGGAGAGCAGGUCAAGACCCUGAUGAAAAACGUCAAGGUUAUGCCGUUUGCCAACCUGAUGGGACUGCUGGCGUCCGGCACAGACUCCGUCUCAGUGCUGCGCUGCAUCCAGCAGGUGGCGCUACUGGUUCAGGGAAACUGGGUCGUCAAGAGUGAUGUCCUGUAUCCUAAGAACACGUGCAGCGCUCACAGCGGCGUUCCUGCAGAAGUGCUGUGUCGCGGCAGAGACUUUGUGAUGUGGAGGUUCACUCUGGAGCGCUCUGUGAUGAGGAAGGAGAUUGCAUCCAUCAUUAAACUCCCUCCAGAGGACGUCAAGGAGUUCCUGGAGCACGUGGCUGCUCCUCGGAUCAACCGGGGCUGGGAGUUCCUGUUGCCCACUGAUGUCGACUUCAUCAAUAAACACCCAGAUGUGACCCACAGGCAGCACAUGCUGUGGGUCGGCAUCCAGAGCAAGCUGGAAAAGGUGUUCAACUUCUGUAAAGAAGACUUCAUGCCAAAGAGCGCUCCUCAGCCAGAGCCCGUCCACGUGAGCGGGGAGCAGCGGCUGCAGAGGGCUCAGGAGCGGGCCCGAGAAACCCAGUCGUCCCUCCAGAAGGAGCUGGACGCCAGACGGGCCGGCGCCGACAGGCAGGACGAGCCCAUGGACGCGUCCUCGGUUCCCAACGGCUGCGUGAACGGUUACCCCAGCGCCACCUCCCCCGGCUUCGAUCACGCCAACGGCACCGCGCCGUCGCAGGAGCUGCAGGACUUUGUCACCAAGACUUUCCAGAAGCACUUUGUCAUGACUCUGAACGAACUGAAGCGGCUGUUGAACCUGCACAUGGCGUCCAUGCCGGCGGGGCAGGCCGCCUUCCACUCGGUCUCGGACCACAUGCUGCAGGACACCAUCCUGCUCUGCCACUGCAGGCAGAUCCUGGUGCCCUUUCCUGCUCAGAGCACAGCAGCCCGUGAUGAGCAGAAGGUGUUCGGUCUGUGGGAGACUGGGCAGAAUUUUGACAAGUAUCGUCGGCUGCUCUUUGACAUGUUCUUGAAGAACUAUCGGCUCAGGAGGAGCACGAUACAAACCAAACUAGCAGAGGAGCUCGGCGAGGUCCCAAAGGCCGACAUCGACCGGCUGCUGAGUGAGUGCUGCAAGAGCCACGCGGGCAUGUGGUACCUGAAGGGGACGAUACAGUCCUGACACUAAGACCUGCCCUCUGUGGUCACCGUCAGCCAAUCCAAUCAUCUCCCAGGUGUCCGGUGGGCGGGCAGUCAGACGAGAGCCAAUCACAGCUCACUGAGGGUUGCAACAGGUGGACAAAGAUGUCGGCCCUGAUUUCUGCUCUGCUCAACACUCUAGAAGGAUAACUAUCAUUUACGAGUAGAUUCUUUUGAAUUAUAGUGGAUACUAAUGAAAGCAGCCCCAACUCUGAUUGCUUUCAUUUUACUCCUGAUUUGUUUAGAGAAAACACUUGAUCAUGAGUGAUGUUUAAAGGCCUUCUGGAUAAAAACCUUAUGAACACAUUUUUUCCAUCAGGGUUAAGUUAUUACCACUGUUAAAACCAGGCUUCUCUCCUGGGGGGCAAUAAUAAAAUAUAUGGAGGCACUUAAGGAAUCAUUGCCAAACUUUAAAAGCCAAUAUGUUAGAAGCAAAAGAACAGAAACGGUGCAAAAGGUUCCUGAUUUCAAUUUUUUCCUUUGUUGAACCGAGAGUAUUUUGGUAAAUCAAUGAGCUGGAAACAGAUGCUGACUGUGGCUUCAGGUGGAUCUACUGGAUUCUAAAGUCUGUUAACUUUGUUUUCCUUGGAUGAAUGUUUGAUGGUUUUAUUUGCGUGGCCAUAAAUAAGCAGUUUGAAGUUGUAUUUGGUUAUGCGGUUGUUGACCUGCAGAGAUGUGGACGAUGGAGGGAGGCUGUAUUAUCAUGUGCUGCUAUCUCUGGUCAAAGUGCCUCUGCCAUUACUGGAUUCAGGACAAACUCCCUCUGUUCACUUGACAGAUCACAGCAGCAAAAACCUUGGUUUUCACUUCAGUACUUUAUGAAAAACGUAGUUUUCUCAAUUGAAAAUGUGCUACGUUAUCAAAUACGUUUCCCUUAUUUGUUACUUUGCUCAAUAAACUGCUAACUUGU
Betta splendens (Siamese fighting fish) is the source of this 3226-nucleotide messenger RNA. RefSeq names its product polymerase (RNA) III (DNA directed) polypeptide E (gene polr3e). The transcript is spliced from 21 exons. Gene Ontology annotation, cellular component: RNA polymerase III complex; nucleus. The record is from RefSeq and is a predicted model, not a curated record. Gene Ontology annotation, biological process: DNA-templated transcription. Bases 284 to 2299 code for a protein of 671 amino acids. NCBI's taxonomy places the organism in Eukaryota, Metazoa, Chordata, Actinopteri, Anabantiformes, Osphronemidae.